AUGGUUAAUAUACUUCGUUUGCCAGAAACACGAUCUGAUGAAGGGCAAGAUAAUUUUUUUCAUUGGUCUAUGGUUAUUUUACCUAUAUUGGCUGAAGCUGCUUAUGUAUUUGAUGCAUCUUAUUACUUAACACAUCAUUCAAAUAAUAAUGGUUAUGAAGGUUUAUGUUCAACAAUUUUAAUUGUUUUUGCAUAUCUUCGUUAUUGUUCACCGAUUGAAAACCGUGUAUCACUUUUUAUAUAUUAUAUCUUAUUAUGCUUAUUAAGUGAAACUGGUACAAUUGUUUAUUUGAUAACAUUUAUCAUAAAAAAAGAUUUAUUUUCUACAAUAGAUUAUAUUUUAUGGAGUUUACUUGAACUAAUAUUCACAAUAAUGUUAAUUUAUUGUCGAAUUAUAAAGAAAUAUCAAAUAAAUUUUAUUGUCGAAAAUAAGCAUUUAUUUCACUUUAUGUCUCGAUUAGAAAUUAUUUUAGCUGUGUUUUUACCAUUUUUUGUAAGUAAAAAUUUUACAUCAUUAACGCAAAAUUCGAUUGCUUUUUUCUUAUUAUUUGAUUUUUUUUCUGAUUCAUAUGUUCGUUUUCGAGGGGUGUGGAUAAAAUUCGCAUUAUAUUUAUUUGUUACAACUGUUACAUUAACCGUUGCUACUGAGUGGCUUUAUUUUGCUACAAAAAUACAUUUUUAUGAACAAAUAUCAGCUAUUAGCGAAUUAGUUUCAGCUUAUUUAUGUGUUUUAUUAAUUAUUUUGCAAUUUUUUCCACAUCAUUUUACACCAACUAAUAUAAUAAAAAUAUCACGAGAAGGCUUUACAUUUCAACAGAAUUUUAAUAUGGAUACAAUAAUCAAAGAUGAAUAUCAAAAUACAACUCGAGAGAAAUUAGACAAAAUUGUUACAACUAUUGAUUCAUAUUGUUAA
Molecule: messenger RNA, 912 nt
Organism: Rotaria sp. Silwood2
Lineage: Eukaryota; Metazoa; Rotifera; Eurotatoria; Philodinida; Philodinidae
Source: the annotation of a GenBank genome assembly